GUGCUAUUGAAAUACCUAUCUUCCAAGAUUCGACUAAACUUAAUACAAAUACAUUUCUGGUAAAAAAGAUUGGAAAUAAAUCUAAGAAAAAUUUUUAUAUUUAAAACAUAGGGAUUGAAUAAUAAAAUGUUUUUUUAAUGUUAAGCAUAUGGUGUUCAUCUUUUUAAAAAUCUCGCAAGUAUUUAUUCAUUUAAAUAGUACGGAAAAAAGAUAAUCUUAAUUGGAGACUGAAGAUAAUAUAUUAACACCUUUACUUAUCAUGAUAAGUAUGUUGUUUAAUAUAUCUGUAGGUUUUUUUUUUAUUUCUAAUAAUUUACUUAAUGAAAAAAAACUAAAGACUUUUCUCUUGAAAUUCAUCAGAUUAUAAUUUUACUGUAUUUACAUUGCGUAAUUAUCGUUGUUGUAAAUAUUUAUGGAAACCAUAUGUUGAUCAUUAUACAUUUUUACUUUUAACAUCAUUAUCAUCAAAAACAGUUUUUAAGCUGACUAAUAAUUUUCGAUAUGAGUUGAAUUUCUUUUAAUAAGAAGAAUAUUGGAUUUUAUUCGGAUUUCUUUUAGUAGUGAUAUUCUAUCAAAUAGAUUAUUAAUGAAAACAAUCCAGAAAAAAACUCAGUUGAAAGAUUAAAUAAAUGCUUUUUCAAAGCAAUUAACGAAAGCAUUUAUUUAAUCCAAUAUCAAGUGGUUUAUAUUAGGCCCAGUAGACUGAAAGCAUGUAUUUGUGAGCAUCCUUGUAAACCGAUCUAGUUUUUUGUAACAGGAGAUAGAAGUAAGUGUCUUAUUUCAUUAGAAUCGCCAGAUCAUGAGUUACAAAAGUAAUGAUUUAGUUUUUUAAGAUUCUAUUUUGUUGUUGAAGAUAUUGAAUUUUUUUCCUGUCCUGUGGUAACAUUCCCGAGAUAUUAAUUUUCCCAAAAUAUAGGCGCUUUUUCAUAAAUAUUGUAUAAAACAUGAAUAUUUUGAAAAGCUCAUAUCUCGGUGGUAGUACUAUGUCCAAAAAUUCUGAUAUUUUUUUUUCACAAGCUAGUUUAAUUGAAGGCUUUAUGUGCGCAAAGUUUCAGGUCAAAAUUCGAAAACACGAUUUUGUUGGAAAAUCAGGAUCCUCCAGGGAAAUUUGAGUAAAAUUUGAAUAUCCCAGCCACAUCGCAACAUGGACAGAUAUUCUCUUAGACUUUUUCUAGUCUAUAGGUCUUCUACUUGUGGACAAAAUAUGGGAGCAAAAGCGAUGGAUCAUUUGGGAAUCUUUUCUCGUAAAUGCAUUUGACAGAAUAGAAAGUCGUAUCAGGAGUCAGUUUUCUUCAUGAGAAGUAAGCCAUCUUAACAAUAAUUGCAAGAAAAAAAAGCCGCUUACAGCUUAAUAAUUAGCAGGCAGCACAUGAAACCUUCUGUUUCUCACUGUUCUUAUUCUUUCUUUACCAUAUUCGUAAUAAGAAUAAAAGAAAAGGUCGAUGAGCUUUCAAAUUUUUCUUUCUGAUACACUUAAUCAUUUCUAUCCUAAAUAUUGAUUUGAGUGCUCUAAAAUGUUUGCUUGGCCGGAUCCUUGAUUAUCUAAUCUUAUAUAUAGUUAAUUGAAUUCAUUCUUUCUUUAUUCAAGAUUGAUAUUACUAUGAAAAAAAAAUUUUACGAGAUUGAAUAAUAAUAAAAAAAUUGUUUUUUCAUCAACAACAAUAAUAAUUAAUGAUCUUUACCGUCGUCCCAAUUAACAACUGAAUCAUCAUCAUCUUCAGCACAUCUAUUUAAUAUAGGAACAAAUAAAACAUAUUUAGUUCGUCAUGUAAUAUCAUUGAGAUGUUUACCAAGUAAUAAACUAUCAAGAUAUCGUUCAUAUAAUUUACGUGAAUUUGAAAAUGUUCAUCACUGUUAUUCAGUUAUUUUACAUGCUCUUGAUCAUACUGAACGAAAUUUUAUAUUAAUUUAA
Messenger RNA from Rotaria sordida, 1912 nucleotides. Lineage: Eukaryota; Metazoa; Rotifera; Eurotatoria; Philodinida; Philodinidae. The record is from the annotation of a GenBank genome assembly.